Scophthalmus maximus (turbot) is the source of this 3141-nucleotide messenger RNA. Its product is annotated as cyclic AMP-responsive element-binding protein 1-like. NCBI's taxonomy places the organism in Eukaryota, Metazoa, Chordata, Actinopteri, Pleuronectiformes, Scophthalmidae. Gene Ontology annotation, molecular function: protein binding; cAMP response element binding; DNA-binding transcription factor activity, RNA polymerase II-specific. The record is from RefSeq and is a predicted model, not a curated record. Gene Ontology annotation, cellular component: nucleus; ATF4-CREB1 transcription factor complex. Gene Ontology annotation, biological process: regulation of transcription by RNA polymerase II. The transcript is spliced from 8 exons. Bases 255 to 1205 code for a protein of 316 amino acids.
GUCGUCUCCCUCGUCCUCCUCUCAGUGUUGUUGUUCUCGGUGACGCGACGGAGGUGUAGCCUGACGCGGUCUCUUACGUGUCGGUCUGAAUAAAAGUGGAGCUCCGGAGACCCGGGAGUGACGAAGCGAGUCUGUGUUGCCAGAGCAGUUGGACUUGUGGACGAGACGGAGGACGUCUCCGCGUUCUCACUGUUCGUGUUGUGAAGCGGCGAUGACGCACAAACGAGCAGCUUCUUGCCUUUUGCAGAUUUUAAAUGACCAUGGAGGCUGGUGCAGACACACAGCAAAGUGGUGAAACAGUCUCAGAGUCUGAGGCCCAGCAGAUCACCCUGGCCCAGGCAUCCAUAGCCGCCGGCCAGGUGACGACCAGUAGUCCCACAGUCACCCUAGUGCAGUUGCCCAACGGUCAGACAGUCCAAGUGCACGGCGUGAUCCAGGCUGCACAGCCCUCUGUCAUCCAGUCCCCACAAGUCCAGACAGUACAGAUUUCGACCGUUGCCGAGAGCGAGGACUCCCAGGAGUCUGUUGACAGCGUGACAGAUUGUCAGAAGAGGAGAGAGAUCCUGUCCAGGCGACCGUCUUACAGGAAGAUUCUGAACGACCUAUCGUCGGACGCUCCUGCAGUGGCACGGAUUGAGGAGGAAAAGUCAGAGGACGACACGGCCCCCGCCAUCACCACAGUCACCAUGCCCACUCCCAUCUAUCAGACCAGCAGUGGCCAGUACAUUGCCAUCACCCAGGGCGGGGCCAUCCAGCUGGCCAGCAACGGCACAGAUGGAGUUCAGAGUCUGCAGACGCUGACCAUGGCCAACGCCGCUGGAGCCCAGCCCGGCACCACCAUCCUACAGUACGCUCAGACCAGCGACGGGCAGCAAAUUCUGGUGCCCAGCAACCAAGUGGUUGUACAAGCCUCCUCCGGUGACGUCCAGGCCUAUCAGAUCCGCACAGCUCCCACCAGCACCAUCACUCCCGGGGUGGUCAUGACGACUUCGCCUGCUAUGGGCGGUACCGGAACAGAGGAGGUCACGCGUAAACGGGAGGUCCGACUUAUGAAAAACAGGGAGGCUGCCCGCGAAUGCCGCAGGAAGAAAAAGGAGUACGUCAAGUGUCUGGAGAACCGCGUAGCUGUGCUGGAGAACCAGAACAAAACCCUCAUCGAGGAACUCAAAGCCCUCAAAGACUUGUACUGCCACAAAUCUGAGUAGAACGGUCGCCUAAAACUGCCUGCCAGGGGCUCGGCCGGUGCCCGUCUGUCCACCGCGCACAGAGACUCAGCACAGAGCCAGGCACCUGGACGCUACUCCCCCCUUUUUCUACUCUUUUGCUUUUCUUUUUAAAGACUGCUGAAAAUCUGUAAAAGUGACUUCACCAGGAAUAGAAUAAAAACACACACACCCUUCCCACAUCACCGGUUUUAAAAAUCGCCAAAUCUGUCCCCAUCGGUUUCCCAGUUAAGAAGAGCAGAGGUGGUAGAGACUACAACUAUACAGGGUCCUCGUGGUGACGUGACAGAACGGACAAUGAGGCUGUUUUGUUUUUGUUUUGCGUCACCAAAGGGAAGCGCUCCAGUCCCGUGUGUCUCGACAAACUGGGCGACUUCACCAGCAAACAGGGAACUGCUCGAUCCCAUCACCACCAAUGAUGAUGGACAUUUUUACAGUUUUGCCUCCCCCCCACUGAGACACUCGAAUCAUAUCGAGGGUUACGUUUGUGUGCGACAUUUUGUAAGCGUAACUGAGGUCCUGCGUUUAACAUCUGUUACUUACUAAUGCUUUGAACUGUAGAUGGGCUGUGUCACAGAAUUUUAUCUUUGCGCUGUGUUUUUGUUUAUGUAUAAGAUGAUCUGCUCUGAUAAUGCCAUUUAAUUUUUUUGUUGACUUUUAUUUUUACCUUGCCUUGAUACGUGAACAAAAAAAAAGCUAACCAUCAAGUCAGGUUGUCAAAUUUUGUUCAUGUUAGUUGCAGCUUUAAAGAAAAACGAGAUGACAUGGUUAGACUGGAGAACUUGGACAGCACUGAAUUUGGAAAAUGUUGGGCACCCCUGUCUUUUUAAGCUUUCCUUUAGCUCCCACAAGUGGAACAUUUAUAAUCACCGAUCUUUGCAAAAGCAUCACCAGAGUUAUGAAAGAGAAGCAGAUUAGUUUGAGCGGAUUCACAGUGGUUUGUUCCCCAGACGGUCUGAAGAUAACAAAUUACUGUUAUGAAUUUAUCUGCUAGAUAAAAUGGAAAUGUACUUUUGGUCAUGCAAUGUACGUUAUGUAAACAAAAGAAGGUCAACCUUCAUUGCUUUUUUUUAUUAUUUUGUUUUUCAUCCAUAUUUAUGUUUCCUCUCAGCCCAGUUUUUUAAAUAAGUUUCAUUAAUACAUGGACUUUGAACAAGAACCAAAAAGAAAAAAAAGCCUUAUGUGUUAUGCAAAUGGGAGAGAGAUUUAUGAACACACUUUUGAUGAGACACAUGGCCCUUCACUGGAAUCAUUGAUUGCCUGGUUCGUGUAGUUUACUGUCUUUGAACAUGUAUCGGCACCAGUUUUUGAGGGGAAAGUCUAAAUUAAUGAAUACACAAUUUUUGGGGGGGGGGGCAACUUGCUGAUAAGAGUGUUGUACCAGCCAGCUGUGUCCAAAUUGUGUUUACAGGAUUACAAAGUGGCAUUCGCACUUUCCUUGCAUAUACAAUCCUGCUACAUUUCACAUGUUUUCGUCUUGCAGCCGCGAGGUGACAUGCCUCCGUAGGGUCGCACUUGAAAUUAACACUGCUAACCGGUAAUUAAUCGCAAAGUGUCUGUUGGUUAUUUGUUGCUUGCAUAAUUGUGCGGAGCAUCAAGUCUCAUUUUGUGUGCCCCCCCCCACCUAUCAAUUAAACCUGCUAACGAAUUGCUAGGUGCGACCAAAUCAAAUACACAACGUAUUCACAAGUGAGCAGAGUCAAUAACGUUUGUUAACGGAAAGUCGCACAGUAUUCUUUUAGGUAUUAUGUAUAGUCAUCAUGACGGUAUGCUUUUUUUUUAUGUUGCUUUUCAUGGAUUUUGUAUUCACAAUUUCUAAAUGUCAGCACCGACUUGUAUAAUACAGUGCAUUAUGUCAAGAGUUAUUCAAAUAUUACAUUUUUGGCAGCUGGUAAUAAAUGUGUUUCUGGUAAUCUUU